This is a messenger RNA of Dentiscutata heterogama, 501 nucleotides long. NCBI's taxonomy places the organism in Eukaryota, Fungi, Glomeromycota, Glomeromycetes, Diversisporales, Gigasporaceae. The record is from the annotation of a GenBank genome assembly.
AUGCAUACGUCUCCUCUUUACAACUCUAAUGACCAAACUACUUUCGCUAACGCUUACAAAAAUACUUAUCCUGCAACCACAUAUAAUUCUUCAUAUCAUACCGCUUAUGACUCUACUUACCAACCACCUUAUAACCCUAACAAUUACUCCGCUAACCAUCAUGCAACCAAUGGUCACGUAGGUCAUGUUUACACUACUGAAAGUUAUCCUCCAGCUUUCUUGCCUGCAAGCAGUAAUUCUUCUACCGAUUCGAGUCCUAUUGAAAGUCCAACUUUACUUCCACGUCGUAUGCCUUCUUCUGCUGGCGUAAAUGAUCAAUUCAUGUUGGAUCAAAACAGGGAUCUUAUUUUCAAUGUCCCUCCUUUACCAAAUUCUACUAUAAAAGUUAAUCGUAGAUCUUCAAGAGCUUCUCUUCGUGGUAAUAGGAACUCGUUCUUAUUGGAUCCUAUUGUUGAAGAAGAAAUUCCUUCCAUGUCUUUUGCCACUGCUUCUACACAAUAA